AUGGUGGGCAUCACGACCGCGCUGCCGGCAUCGCUCCUCCCGGCCUACUGGUCCUACGCGAGCAGCGCGUGGUCCCGGCGGUCGGUGCACAGCUCCAAUGCGGUCCGCGCCGCCCAAGAUUGCCCAAUUCUCUGGUUCGAGACAACCAAUUCGGAAUCCUGCAACGGCGGCACCAACGCCGACGGCGAGACACACACCUUCAUGGGCCUCUGCAGCUUCGCCUGCAGCUUUAGAUACUUCCCGCCUGGCCCAUGCAAGUGCACGUCGUACGGCGCGCCCGGCUCCCUGCCGCCGACCAACGGCCGCGACGACUGCCCGCUCCCGGGGCCCAGCGACGCCUACAAGAGUUUGUGCAAUUAUGCGUGCAACCAUGGUUGA
Parathielavia appendiculata is the source of this 378-nucleotide messenger RNA. Its product is annotated as carbohydrate-binding module family 24 protein. The record is from RefSeq and is a predicted model, not a curated record. The transcript has 3 exons. NCBI's taxonomy places the organism in Eukaryota, Fungi, Ascomycota, Sordariomycetes, Sordariales, Chaetomiaceae. Bases 1 to 378 code for a protein of 125 amino acids.